UCUCGCGAAAUGUAUCGUUGUCGCUGCACGUGUGUUUAUUUCCGAUACUCCCGUCGUGGUCGCAUGCGUCGGUAAUUAUGAUGAACGUAAAAUUCAGUGAGCGUUCGAAAUCGCGUGUCUUCUGACGCAAUGAAAAAAACAUCAACAAAGCACACAGGUCCUCGACACACUCGCGUACGUCGUAUUCCUUCGCGGAGCGUUGACGCAGUCACUCGUCGGUAUUCUGUCCGCUAUUUUCACGCGAGUCCCGCGGAAUUGAUCAUUGUCUCCGCGUGACAAUGUGACAGUGUUCGUUUUUAAUUGACGAUACUCGCGUCGCUAGUGAUUACAAUGAACAUCGUGAAAUUUAAAGAGCGAAGCCUAAUUUAUAUCGAACUCUAUGCUUCCUGUUUUUUUUUCUGACUGAAACCUUAAGUUUUUAGUCAGGAAAAGGUGGAGAAAGGUGGAGAAAAGAUAAGAAGCAAAGAGCAUUUUGUAAUUCAGGCUUGAGCGUCCGAAAUCGCACGUCCUUUGGCGUAACGAAGAAACGUAUCAACGAAGCACGCAGGUCCUCGGCACGUCGUAUUCUUUCGCGGAGCGUUGACAGAGUCAUUCGUCGGUAUUCUGGGUUCGCUAUUUUCACUCAGAAAAAGAGAACAAAAGACAAGAAGCAAAGAGCAUUUUAUAAUUCAGUCUUGAGCGUCCGAAGUCGCACGUCCUUUGGCGUAACGAAGAAACGUAUCAACAAAGCACGCAGGUCCUCGGCACGUCGUAUUCUUUUGCGGAGCGUUGACGGAGUCAUUCGUCGGUACUCUGUCCGCUAUUUCCACGUGAGUGCCGCGGAAUUGAUCAAUGUCUCCGUGUGUGAUAAUAUUCAUUGUUAAUUGACGAUACUCGCGUCGCGGUCGCGUGUGCUAGUGAUCACAACGUUCCACUACAGUUUCCAGAGGAUGCUUGUGCCGGAGGAGCCGGUUCGGGCAGAGCAGGGUUGACUCGACGAUGUCAGAUGUAGUCGACCUUGACUUCCAUCGUUUCGCAACCGAGACCACUACCUCAAGCUGUUCGAAAUGCGGACGCGAUUGAGCUUGAUUCAUUUCUUUGGCUGUCUGCUUUUGAUUGCCGUCGUCGGGACAGCGAACACCUACGCCGAACCGGAACCGAUGGCUCGACCGACCAGACCGAAGGCAAUCGCGAGCCCCGAAGAGCUGGAACGAUACUUUGACCUUGUCAGGGACUAUUACUCCUUGAGGAGGGCAAGAUAUGGCAAGCGCGGCGGUGACGCGGCGCCUCGGAUGUCCGAAUUGAACGCCACUUGGGAGACCCUGAAGACGAUCUUGGACACGCAACGGCAGAAUCAACAGCGCAGGCUGAGCAAGCUCAAACCGAGCAAAGAGCAAGAAGUCGCGUACCGCGAUUAUCACAGCUUGGACGCCGACAGACACGCGUCGCGUGUCGCUACACGACCCGGCUACCUUCUGGACGCAGUCGGCAGAUACUACGACGAUGUACAGUAAAACGGCCCUCGUGUAGUGUCCCUAAUUUCACUGAAAAAAAAAGAAAAAAAAAAGAAAAAUUAUACCAAAGUCCUCCCACUACAUUCCAAGCAAUCGUGAUAUAAGUCCUUCCUUGUCGAUGUUGAAUUGACUUCUUGCUUUGUUUCCUUGUCGCGUGACUUAGCGUUGUGGAUCUAUAUCUAAUUGAAGGAUAAUUACGGUAAUAAAUACGGUAUGUCUGAACAAGACCAAAACUUGCGCAAAGAUAACGGGAGAAAGAGAGAAAGAAAGAGAGAGAGAGAGGAGGAGAGCGAGAGAGAGUGAAUGAGACGAUAGAGACGGGUUUCUGUCGCGAUGAAGAUACGCGAUCUGACGUUCAUGAUCAAAAAACAGCUCUCGGUGUUUAAUCGAUUAUGCUACUAAUUGUGUGAUACGAAUCUAAAUAGUACGUUUGUAACCUUCCUCCUGUAAUAUUGUAUGUAAAUUCCUUUGUUAUCAAAUGGAGCAUAAUAAAAUUAAAUCGAACUUAGAUACACUAACCUCUGACGGUCGACUAAUUAAAAGAAUGACUGCCGUCCGUUUUUGCGGCAUAUUCAGAUACGCGGGCUGUAUCGCUUACUCGCGAUGCAAUCAGGGUGCAUUAUGGAUGAUAUAUUAAUGUAAAUCUCAAAAAUAUAUUUUCACUUCUCGCUGAUAUAAACUAUAUCAUUUUCAAGUGUCGAAAAUUCGAACAGAAUUUGUUUUAAUGCGCGAGACUCAAUAUCGCGGUGAGUGACUCAAGUCUGUUAUCUAAAAAAUCUAUUAUUUAAAGUUUUCACAUUCUACUUGUAAUUAUAAUGAUCAGAAUAAAACCUAAUUCAAGUUUA
Odontomachus brunneus is the source of this 2338-nucleotide messenger RNA. RefSeq lists its product as uncharacterized. The record is from RefSeq and is a predicted model, not a curated record. The transcript has 5 exons. Gene Ontology annotation, molecular function: hormone activity. Lineage: Eukaryota; Metazoa; Arthropoda; Insecta; Hymenoptera; Formicidae. Gene Ontology annotation, cellular component: extracellular region. Bases 1047 to 1493 code for a protein of 148 amino acids.